Molecule: messenger RNA, 1547 nt
Organism: Saccoglossus kowalevskii
Lineage: Eukaryota; Metazoa; Hemichordata; Enteropneusta; Harrimaniidae
Product: ankyrin repeat and SOCS box protein 18-like
Biological process (GO): intracellular signal transduction
Molecular function (GO): protein binding
Source: RefSeq, a predicted model, not a curated record
AUUUACGCGUCCUUGUUUACUAUUUCCUUUAUAACUGUGAGUAGUGGGUUUGCUUAUCCUGUCAGGUUACUGACAAAUCAUGUUUUAUGACGAGUAUUAUGACAGCGUAUUCAAUGGUGAUAACGAGGGACUCUACCAAGCACUGUCAAACGGGCACUCUGCUAAUGUUAUAUUGACACAACGUACUCUCCACAGUAGUGCUCGCUACCAAUGUGGGUGUGAGAAGACAACUCCAUUAUUAAUAGCAGUCUCUUGCGGUUAUGUACAGAAUCUACGAACACUGCUUGAUUGUGGUGCCCUUGUGAACCUGUUGCCUUGUCCAUGCCAUGAUACAGCUUUGCAUCUAGCAUGUAUGAGUAAUUACAACUCCAGCGUAUGCUUAGAAAUACUCCUAUCACAUGGUGCUAUUGUUAACGUACCAAAUGCAAUUGGAUUGACCCCACUGCAUAUUGCAGUGCAGUUAAGUAAAUACGAACUUGUACAUCUGUUGCUGAAUACUGGUGCUGAUGCAAACAGUCGGACUCAAUUGAAUGAAACACCGUUAAUACUAGCUGCUUCUUAUCCACUUAAUUUACCCAUCAUUCAGUUGUUACUGGAACAUAAAAUUGAUGUGAAUGCAUCAGAUCAGUUUCAUAAUACAUCGCUGCAGUUAGCCACAAAACAAGUCUGCCUUGAAGCAAUAAAUAUUCUCUUACAACAUGGCGCAGAUCCAAACAUCAUUGAUAUUUACCAUCAAUCCCCACUGUUCUCUGUUGCUAAGAUACAGAAAGAGGAAUUACCUCUUGUACCAGCAUUGUGUCUGCAGACCCUACUUAACCAUGGAGCUAACAUCAAACAGAUCUGUCUGAAACAGAACAUACUCCAGGCAGUCGCUAAAACAUGUCCAUAUAAUAUUCUGAGCAUUAUUAUGAUAAUCAGCUCUUAUGACUAUGUUGACAAUGCACUGAAAACACUGCUGCCGCUUUUUCCAAGAGAAUUACAGUAUCGUCAUACAGAGUUCAGCAGAAAUUUACACUAUUUAUCCUGCAAUCCUAGAUCUUUGCGCCAUCUCUGUCGCUGUGUUAUCAGAUUCAAUCUUAAACAUUACUGCCACAACAAAAUCCAUCAACUUCCACUUCCAGAUAAGCUUAUUGCUUAUCUUCUCCUUAAACCAGAAGUAUGUCAAGAAUUGUAUUUAUAGACUGAAUACAGUCUUCUCCCCAGAAAUUUGUCUCAUGGUUGCGGCUAAUUUACGUACUGAAAACUGUUUAUUCAUAGAUAAUAACUGAGAUUUCAUUGAUAGCUAGAAAGCCUGAUAUUUAUUUAUUCUGACAGUAUUGAGAUAUUAAUUGUAUUAAAUACAUUUUAGAUCCAAUUCCUUCUGUGUGCACGGUUUAUCUCCUUUCACAUAAAGAUUGUUGAAUAAUAGCAGCAGUUUGCAGUUUGUUCUUUUUAGGCAUAUAUUAUUAUUUAUAUACGGUAAUGUACAGUAUUACAAUUUUACAUGUAUCUUCAAAUUUUAAUCAUAAUGGGCUUCCAAUAAAUGAUUGGUUCAAUAUGUCAUUGAA